This is a messenger RNA of Penicillium subrubescens, 977 nucleotides long. RefSeq names its product prefoldin subunit 5. Lineage: Eukaryota; Fungi; Ascomycota; Eurotiomycetes; Eurotiales; Aspergillaceae. Gene Ontology annotation, biological process: protein folding; regulation of DNA-templated transcription. The record is from RefSeq and is a predicted model, not a curated record. The coding region runs from base 100 to 612 and encodes 170 amino acids. Gene Ontology annotation, cellular component: cytoplasm; prefoldin complex. The transcript has 4 exons.
UAUUGUAUGCGCACAGAGUCCACCACUGGCGCAUAAGAUUCCAACCUCGAAUUCCUACAAUUCGGCUCGCCCGAAUCAAGCUACAUCACACAGCCCACAAUGGCUUCCUCAGACAGCUCCUCCGGCGGAGCUCCCCCGGGCUCAGUCAAUCUCGCCUCCCUUUCCGUGCCCCAACUCCGCUCCCUGCAGACCCGUCUCACCUCCGAGCUCGAGCACCUGACGACCUCACACGCGAAGCUGCGCGCCGCGCAGGCCAAGUUUCGGGACUGUGUGAAUUCGAUCAACGACGGUGUGACUGGCUCAGCGAAGAAGGGUACCGAUGGCCGGGAUGAGAUUCUAGUGCCUCUGACCAGCUCGCUGUAUGUGAAGGGUCGAUUGACGGAUCGGGAGAAGGUCCUUGUUGAUGUUGGAACUGGUUUCUACGUUGAGAAGACUUCUGAGAAGGCAGUUGCUUUCUAUAAUGACAAGGUCAAGGGUCUGGAUGCGAAUCUACAGGAGCUGGAGAAGAUUGUACAGGGCAAGAACCAGCAGUUGCGAAUUGUUGAGGAGGUCCUCCGACAGAAGAUGCUUAGCGGCGAGGCGCCAGCGCAGACUGCUGAUACGGCUGCAUGAUAAACAUCCACGCGCAGUUUAUGAGUGCGAAGAUGUCCUAGAAAUACCAAAAAUCUCGAAAAGUUAUACAUUCACCCCAAUCUUGAAGUCGAAUGCGAAAAAUCUUUAUCUAGUCAAGUAAGACUAGGUCUGAGUCGGUCUAUGAAAGGCGUCAUUGUUUCACUUCGAAGGUCUGCAGUAAGAGUACAUUCUAUUCUCGAUGUGACAUCGAUCCUACAAUUGGGAGACUCCUGAGUCAAGAAUCUUAAACAGCACAGAAUUUGGGCCCGUUAGAGUGGGCACCAGUCGGGUAAAUAGCUGACUCGAGUUCACUGAACAAUCUUUUCUCUUCAAAACGCGAGGUCGACAUAUCCCAUAGUUAGUAC